Molecule: messenger RNA, 3080 nt
Organism: Solea senegalensis (Senegalese sole)
Lineage: Eukaryota; Metazoa; Chordata; Actinopteri; Pleuronectiformes; Soleidae
Gene: reep2
Product: receptor accessory protein 2
Exons: 8
Coding region: 246-1085 (279 amino acids)
Biological process (GO): endoplasmic reticulum tubular network organization
Cellular component (GO): endoplasmic reticulum tubular network; cytoplasmic microtubule; endoplasmic reticulum membrane
Molecular function (GO): taste receptor binding; microtubule binding
Source: RefSeq, a predicted model, not a curated record
UCCAGCAGCAGCUACACUCACUCACUGCAGCAGCAGCAGCAGCAGCGGUGGAGGCGCCACAUCGUCGGCUGCUGGUCCACCUGACAGCGGAGCGGAGCGGCAGACAGCCAGCCAGCAUCGGCCAGCCACCUGGUUCACCUCAGCACAAACUGCGUCCUGGAGGAGGGGAAUGGGGGGCACCUUGCCUGCUAGCUAACAAAUUCCAAUUCUAGAAGCGGAAGGUGCGCGGUCGGCGGUCCCUAAAGAUGGUAUCGUGGAUUAUUUCGAGGAUAGUUGUCCUUGCCUUUGGGACACUCUACCCAGCGUACUCCUCAUACAAAGCUGUCAAAACGAAGAAUGUUAAGGAAUAUGUGAAGUGGAUGAUGUACUGGAUAGUAUUUGCGUUGUUCACCACAGCAGAGACGGCCACAGAUCUGCUCUUAUCAUGGUUUCCAUUUUACUUUGAGCUGAAAAUCGCCUUUGUGAUCUGGCUCCUGUCCCCAUACACCAAAGGCUCCAGUGUCCUCUAUCGCAAGUUUGUCCAUCCAACCCUGUCUAACAAAGAAAAGGAGAUCGAUGAGUAUAUAACACAGGCCAAAGACAGAAGUUAUGAGACCAUGAUGAAGUUUGGAAAGAGGGGUCUUAACCUGGCUGCUAAUGCUGCUGUUACUGCAGCCACCAAGGGCCAGGGUGUGCUGUCAGACAAGCUGCGGAGUUUCAGCAUGCAGGACCUGACUCUCAUCAAUGCUGAAGAUGAGCUGGCCCUGCACACUUCAGAUGCCCGCAUGAGACGGGAGCCAACGGAUGAGAUGAGCUCCGGGGCCAGCACGCUGCCUCGGGCUAAGAGCACUGCUGCACGGCAGACCCGUUCCCUGGCAGCCGCAUCCCUUGCAGAUGAUGCGUCAUCCCAACACAGCUCUGACCAGUCAGACACAAGGACUGAACACUCUGAUGAAGAUGUAGGAGACAAAACCCCCAAACGUGGGAUCACAGUCAAGGCGACCAAGAAACCUGCUGCUGCUAAGACAGAGACUCAAACUAAGACGGUGAAGAAAACGACAAAGAAAAAGACCACAACUGCUAAUAACGCAGAAACGCCACCCUGAGGCCUGCGGUCCACAUCCGGUGGCCCGACACUCGCUCCACACACAGCCCGCAGACUCCUCUUCCUGUUUUGUCUCUACACAACCACUUAUCCACUACGUGUGUAUAUACAUAUAUCAGACUCAAGUGCAGAUUUAGUUUUCAGCCAUAUGUGGCCAACUGUAUGUGGGAUCAGUUUACGUUAGAUGCUGUUGUUGCAUAUUUUGUCUCACUCAGUUUUAAUAGUCGGGAGAAUCAUCCUUUUAGUCUAAAGUUUAUUGGUAAUAUAAUCCUUAAAGGUCGUUUUCCUCCAACCUGUAGGCAUAUAGAGUAUGUAGGUCUCGGUGAUAAUAUGAGCUGCCCAUGUGCAGGUUUUCAGUCUCAUAGAUGUUACUGAUUCAUAUUCUGUUUCUGGCACUGUGGCAUUCUUGAUUGAAGCUCUUUUUCUUUUAAGUAUUUCUAGUAAAAUGUUGCGUUAGUCACUCUAGCUCGCCCGGAUUUGGGUUCCGUGUACAACAAUGCUGAUAGAAAGGCAUGGUAACAACGGGUGAAACUGUUUUUAACAGUGGUGUUAAAUAGGUGAACUCUGAAUUAAUUUGUCCAAUCGUUGAAGAUCUCUGUAAUCCCACUUACUGCUUAGCUCAUAAUUGCUGUUGAUCAGCAUCUGACUUGGCUGUCUUAAACAUUUUAUUUUAGGCGUCAUAGUUUGUGGAAGGGUUUAAAGUUGAUCUUCCCCUCAUUAGCUCUGUACAACUCUAAGUGAGUCUGGCUCUGCUAUGUUCAGGUCUCACUAAAGCCAGCUUUAAGAUGACUUUCAUGUUAUGUCCAGUGCUGGUGAUGGAGUGGUUUGUAAAGUGUUGGCUUGGUUAUCCUUCACUCGACAUCACACUCUUAUUUAAGUGUAUCACUGGUCAUUUAUUUAUUCCACUUCUGUUUUGUUACUAAUGUAAUAUUGUUAAUAACCAAGCUCACUUGUGCAUAGCCACUGAUGAUGGCGCUCUCUCCUUACAAACACGCUACUCAUAGAGGAGUUGCCUGUGCUUGUGAGGUUGCAACACAUCUGCUUUCAGUGAUGUUUGUAUUCAACAUGAAGUCCAGGAGUAGCUCGACACUUUCUCACCGAUUGUACUGAGCUGUAUUGUGGCAUGGAGCCUCAUUUUGACAGCAGGAUAAAGAAAAGCAAUAUGGAAAUGUUCUAAGGAAAACCAUUAUAUCCCUGACUCUGAGAAUGUCUCAUCCCUUCUUCUCUUGUUUCAGAUUUGGGGGAGGGAGGUUGUGUCAUAUAAGGCUGUGUGUGUGUUUGUGUGUCUUACUAAAACACACAAGACUAAAUUGGGAUUGCUCUGUAACUGGAGAUUAAACAGCAUGAGACUACUUAAGCACACCUUAUUGUUGUCUGCUGUCAAACACUAGUAUUGACCAGUGGGGGGAGACAAACCCUAACUCAUCUAAACGUGUGUAAAUAGUAAACUUGACCAUGUAUGCAUUAAGAGCCUGCUUGCUGUAUUUGUUCUCUGAUCUGACAUCUGUUUAAGUUCUCAUUAAUCAUGGAACUUUUUUUCUCUCUCUAAAAAUGAUAUUUCUGAGACCAGUGGAAACUUAAUGAAGUGGAAAUGGUUUUGUGUUUUUUAUUUUAAUGAACAUUACUUUUCUUUACCACAUUAAGACACUUGAACUCUGUCACAAGGCAGAGCAUCUCCAGUUAAAUGCAAACACAAAGUUUAGGCUUUAAAUGCCAUGUGUUUUUAGUUUAACAGUUAUCCUGACUCAAAUUUAAAUAUUGCAUAAUUAGAAGGCUUUCUGUGUUGUCAGUACAGUACAGUACUAUAGUUUUAUCUUGUUUGACCAUCAGAUAUUUAUUGUUAUUGUUGAUUUUUUUUUUUAAGUCAGUAUUGUACACAGGGACAUUUAUGUAUUGUUUGUGCCAAUUCUCAACACUUCAUGUCAGAAAGGAUAACAUGUUUUGGGACAAUGGUGGAAACAAUGUAACUGUAAUAAAAAAAUACUAAUAAAUGAAA